UUCAGUAGUGCCAGUGAUUAGUACUGAAAGAACCUUCUUUUUCCUUCAAAUCUCGUUACUACUUCACUCAGUAAUCUCCUCAAUCAUGUUAGCUAUAUACAUAUUCUCUUCUCUGCUCCUUCACCUGUAACAACCAUAUUAAACCAAUACUUCUCCUUUCUGUUUCCCAAAUUCAUCCACCAAGGCCAAAUCAUGGCUUUUCGAUUUUUCUGCUUCUCUUCUUUCAUAUUAUGUCUUUCAUUCCUUAAUUCUCUCCAAGCCACAAGCAAUAAGCAGUCUCAAUAUUUUACCCUCAUGAAAAAAUCUCUUUCAGGUCACGCCUUGUCUUAUUGGAGUGGCAAUGGAGGGAACUCAUAUUGUAACUACACUGGAAUCACCUGUAAUAUUCAAGGCCAAGUCACGAAACUCAAUAUUUCAGGCUGGUUAGUUAAAGGCUCACUUCCACCUUAUGUGUGUUCUUACCUACCUGAGCUGCGAGUGCUGGAUACUAGCAACAACACAUUUCCAGGCCCUGUUCCAGAUGGCAUCAUCAAUUGCUCUCUCUUGGAAGUGCUGAACAUGAGUUCCUCAUAUCUCAGUGGCAAACUGCCGAAUUUUUCCUCUAUGAAGUCUCUUCGCGCUCUGGACUUGUCAUACAAUUUGUUCGAUGGAGAUUUCCCUAUGUCCAUCAUGAACCUCACCAAUCUUGAAGUCAUAAACUUUAACGAAAAUACCAACCUGAACUACUGGGAACUUCCAGAGAACAUCACACGAUUGACAAGGGUUAGGACCCUGGUACUAUCCUCAACAAAGGUUCAGGGUCGAAUCUUACCAUCCAUAGGAAACAUGUCAUCUCUUGUUGAUCUUGAACUCAGUGGGAACUACCUACAUGGUCAUAUUCCACCUGAGCUAGGAAAGCUGAAGAACCUGAGGUCCCUCAUGCUUUACUAUAAUUUGCUCACAGGUAACAUACCAGAAGAGUUGGGUAAUCUAAAAGAGCUGAUAGAUCUGGAUAUGUCAGUGAACAAAUUGACAGGAAGAAUACCAGAUUCUAUAUGCCGUCUUCCCAAGCUCCGGGGCUUACAGUUUUACAACAACAGCCUCACAGGAGAAAUUCCAUCUGCCUUGGGAGACUCAGAUUCUUUGAGUUACUUAUCCAUCUAUGACAACUAUCUGACAGGUGUGGUACCAAAAAAUCUAGGGAAGUCGUCAACAAUGUUGCUGUUGGACUUGUCAGAGAAUCAACUAACUGGAAAAUUGCCACCAGAAAUCUGCAGGGGAGGUAAACUCCUGUACUUUCUUGUACUGUCUAAUAAGUUUACCGGAGAGAUACCUGAUAAUUAUGCAAAAUGCACAUCACUUGUACGUUUUCGUGUUAGCAACAACCAGUUAAUGGGCUCUGUACCACAAGGACUUUUUGGUCUUCCCCAUGUUUCCGUUAUCGAUUUGGCUUUUAAUCAAUUGACGGGUCCUAUAUCCCCGUUUAUUGGAAAUGCUAAGAACCUAUCAGAAUUCUUUGCUCAGAGUAACAAAAUCUCAGGGGCUCUGCCUCCUGAGAUAGCUGGAGCAGUCAGUUUAGUAAAACUUGAUCUAAGCAACAAUUUUUUAUCUGGCCCUAUACCUACUGAAAUUGGUAACCUCAAGAAGCUAAAUCUUUUAUUGUUACGAAGCAACAAGCUCACUUCUUCCAUCCCAGAUUCACUAGCUGAACUAAAAUCUCUAAAUCUCCUUGAUCUGUCAUGCAACCAAUUGACAGGGAAUCUCCCUCAGAGUCUAUCACAAUUAAUUCCCAACUCUGUUGACUUCUCAAACAAUCAUCUUUAUGGUCCAAUUCCUCUCUCACUUAUUAAAGAUGGCCUGGAAGAAAGUUUCAUAGGAAAUCCAGGGCUCUGUGUGACAGCAUACACAAAUUCAUCAGAUAGAAGAUUCCCACUUUGUCCACAGGAUUACAAGCAGAAGAGGAUGAACCUAAUGUGGGUAAUAGUGGCCUCAGUGAUUCUCCUCUUAGUUGGAGCUGUAUUGUUCCUUAAACGAUGGUUAAGCAAAGGAAGAUCGUUGAUAGGACAUGACGAGACCAUGUCAUCAUCUUUCUGCUCCUAUGAUCUUAAAAGCUUCCAUCGAAUAAGCUUUAAUCAACGUGAGAUCUUAGAAGCCAUGGUUGACAAGAACAUACUUGGUCAUGGAGGAUCAGGAACUGUGUAUAGAAUUGGGCUAAGCAGUGGGGAUAUUGUUGCAGUGAAGAAGCUAUGGAGUCCGAACACAAAGGACAACAUCUCAAAGGACCAACUCUUCCCAGACAAGGAACUCGAGACAGAAGUUCAGACUCUAGGAAACAUAAGGCACAAAAACAUCGUGAAGCUGUACUGCUAUUUGUCAAGUUUUGAUUGUAGCUUGCUGGUUUAUGAGUAUAUGCCAAAUGGAAACCUCUGGGAUGCCCUACACAAAGGAAAGAUCCUGUCGGAUUGGCCAACCCGUCACCAAAUUGCCUUAGGAGUUGCACAGGGUUUAGCUUACCUGCAUCAUGAUCUGCUCCCCCCGAUUGUACACAGAGACAUCAAGUCCUCCAAUAUCCUCCUUGAUGUUGAUUUCCAGCCCAAGGUAGCGGACUUUGGUGUGGCCAAGGUCCUGCAAUCCAAGGUUGGCAAAGAUUCAAGUCAUACUCUCAUUGCAGGCACUUAUGGCUACAUGGAUCCUGAUUAUGCUAAUACAUCCAAGGCAACAACAAAGUGCGAUGUCUACAGCUUCGGGGUAGUGUUGAUGGAACUUGUUACAGGGAAAAAGCCAGUGGAGGCAGAGUUUGGUGAGAACAAGAACAUCAUAAACUGGAUUUCUACCAAGGUAAAGACCAAGGAAGGAGCUAUGGAAGUCUUGGACAAUCAAAUUUCAGGUUUGUUCAGGGAUGAUAUGAUCAAAGUGAUCCGCAUAGCCAUUCGUUGUACAGCUAGGGCCCCGGUCCCAAGACCAACUAUGAAUGAAAUUGUGCAGUUGCUAAGCGAGAUUGACCCAUGCAGAUUCGAUUCUUGCAAGUCGACAAAAAAGACCAAAGACACAUUAGAUCCCACAACGCUAGAUAAAACAUUUCAACUAUGACCAUACAGUAAUUAAAAGAAGUCUAAGGUGAAGCACUAGAGCAUCUGUACAAAAAAGCAUCGUCUCUCCAAGAGCAUUCAGAGACCCUUCAUGAGGAACAAUUAGACCUCAUUUAUUUCUUUUAUGUAAAAGUAGUAGGUAGAUUCUAUCUUUUCCUUUUUCCACCUUUCAUCCAAAGAACUCUUGUAAGAUAUGGGGAAUGUAAUCAUAUAACUACUUUAUAGCAAAGCAAGCAUCUGCAUUGCACAAACCUUAAAGGAAAAUAUUUCUUUAGCUUUUA
Molecule: messenger RNA, 3349 nt
Organism: Beta vulgaris subsp. vulgaris (sugar beet)
Lineage: Eukaryota; Viridiplantae; Streptophyta; Magnoliopsida; Caryophyllales; Amaranthaceae
Product: receptor protein-tyrosine kinase CEPR1
Exons: 2
Coding region: 193-3069 (958 amino acids)
Biological process (GO): protein phosphorylation
Molecular function (GO): protein kinase activity; ATP binding; receptor serine/threonine kinase binding
Source: RefSeq, a predicted model, not a curated record